AUGAAACAAUUUGUGGUUCUUUUUGCGCUGGCUGUGGCCACAGUUAGUGCCAAUAUAAUUGCCAAGCCAGGAUUCCCGGAGGGUCGCAUUAUCAAUGGACAAGAGGCUGAGCCAGGAGCUGCACCCUUCAUUGUCUCACUACAGACCGAAUCGGGUUCACAUUUCUGUGGUGGCUCUAUUAUUAAUGCGAACACUGUUUUAACUGCCGGCCACUGUAUGAUUUACAAUGUUUUUUAUGUUGUGGCCGGUGCCCAUGACUACACAGACCAGACGACAACUCAGAGAGUAAGAGCCUAUCUCUCGAAGUCGAAAGUCCAUGAAAGUUAUGGCGGUGGUGUUGGACCCCACGAUAUUGCCUUGAUCCACCUGGACGAGCCCCUAGAUCUGACGGCUGUUGCUCGUGAUGGUAGCUUGCCAGUAGCUGCCAUCGCUUUGCCAACAUUGCAAUUGCAGGCUAUUGAUGAUGGUGUUCUCUUUGGCUGGGGUCGAGACAAUUCUGGUGCUCUGGCGAAGAAGUUGCAGACUUUGAAUGUCACUGUCUUGGAUUUCCCAACCUGCAAGGCAGAAUUGCCAUCUACCUCUAGCCUGGAUGAGUGUAACAUUUGCACCCACAACGCUGGAACCGCUGAUGGCGCCUGCAAUGGCGAUAGUGGUGGUCCUUUGGUCAGCAUGAAACCCGAUGACACUUAUCAGUUGAUUGGCAUUGUUUCUUGGGGAUAUACACCUUGCGUCACUACUAAGCUGCCUUCGGUUUACACUCGCGUCUCCAAUUAUACGAAAUGGAUUCAAGAGAAUAUUAAGGAAUAAUCAAUUUAACAUUACCAUUUUGCAUAUGAACAAUAAAAUCUAAUUUUU
Drosophila willistoni is the source of this 855-nucleotide messenger RNA. RefSeq names its product lectizyme. The record is from RefSeq and is a predicted model, not a curated record. Gene Ontology annotation, biological process: proteolysis. The transcript has a single exon. Gene Ontology annotation, molecular function: serine-type endopeptidase activity. Bases 1 to 807 code for a protein of 268 amino acids. NCBI's taxonomy places the organism in Eukaryota, Metazoa, Arthropoda, Insecta, Diptera, Drosophilidae.